Suillus plorans is the source of this 453-nucleotide messenger RNA. Its product is annotated as histone-fold-containing protein. The coding region runs from base 1 to 453 and encodes 150 amino acids. Lineage: Eukaryota; Fungi; Basidiomycota; Agaricomycetes; Boletales; Suillaceae. Gene Ontology annotation, biological process: nucleosome assembly. The transcript has 4 exons. Gene Ontology annotation, molecular function: DNA binding; structural constituent of chromatin; protein heterodimerization activity. The record is from RefSeq and is a predicted model, not a curated record. Gene Ontology annotation, cellular component: nucleosome.
AUGCCGCCUAAACCCACGUCAACUGGUGGUAAGGCCCCAGCUUCUGCUGCUGCCACUAAAGCCCCUAUCAAAACCACCGAGGGUACUGCUAAAGCUGCGAAGAAGACCGCUAAGACUGCCACAGCCCCAGCUGCUGGAGAGGAAAAAAAGAAGCGGAAGAAAGUCCGCAAGGAGACUUACUCUUCUUACGUCUACAAGGUGCUCAAGCAGGUACACCCAGACACUGGCAUAUCUAAUAAAGCCAUGGCCAUAUUGAACUCGUUUGUCAACGACAUUUUCGAACGCAUUGCUACGGAAGCUUCGAAACUCGCUGCAUAUUCCAAGAAAUCGACAAUUUCAUCCCGUGAGAUACAGACGGCAGUCCGUCUCAUACUUCCCGGAGAGCUUGCCAAGCAUGCUAUCUCUGAGGGCACAAAAUCCGUGACCAAGUUCUCGAGCUCUGGCGGCAAGUGA